Messenger RNA from Capsicum annuum, 3692 nucleotides. Its product is annotated as DNA-directed RNA polymerase 3, chloroplastic. Bases 235 to 3171 code for a protein of 978 amino acids. The transcript has 19 exons. NCBI's taxonomy places the organism in Eukaryota, Viridiplantae, Streptophyta, Magnoliopsida, Solanales, Solanaceae. Gene Ontology annotation, biological process: mitochondrial transcription. Gene Ontology annotation, cellular component: mitochondrial DNA-directed RNA polymerase complex. Gene Ontology annotation, molecular function: DNA-directed RNA polymerase activity; DNA binding. The record is from RefSeq and is a predicted model, not a curated record.
AGGGUUUUAGCAGAGGUUUUUGUUGUUUGACCUUCACUCUUACUACUUUCUUCCGUUACAACCCCCCCCCCCCCUCCCGCCCUCCUCCUUUACUUACCACCUUAUCCUCUCUUUUCCAUCAUUAAACCUGUUAUUUCAGUUAUCUUUUUUGACUAUUACAUCAAGAAUUGCUCAAAAAUCCCUUAAAGAUUCCAACUUUAAUGCCAUUCACAAUCAAGAAUUGCUCAGAUUGUGAUGGAUUUUAGGUUAUCUUUUGACUGCUGCAUCACUACAAGAGACAUAUAUCAAUCAAGAACAAUCCCAAAGCUCCAAAAAGGUUGUAGCUUUAAUGCCAUUCUCCACAAUCAAGAAUUGUUAAGGUUGUCUCAAAAUUGUUCAUUUCCUAAGAAUCUGAAGUUACCUGUAGUUAAGUUGCCUGUUAGUGUUCAUAGUGAUGUAGUUUGUGUGUCUACUGAUGAGAAUCUUGAAGAAUUGGUGAGUUUGGAGAAGAUAGAUGGGGUUCCUGAGUUUUUGAGAAAAGAGGGAGUUAGUAGAAGGGUGUUUAUUCAAGAACCAAGUUGGGUAUCUUCACUUUUUAUGAGUAGUUUGUUUGUUAGAUCUACAAAAGUAGGUGGGGUUAGAAGGGAUUUUAGAGAUAUUGAGAGGAGGAGAAAGUAUGGUAUGUUGAGGAGGAGACAGAUAAAGGCGGAGACCGAGGCGUGGGAGGAGAUGGUAGAGGAAUAUAGGGAGUUGGAGAGGGAGAUGUGUGAGAAAAAACUAGCACCUAAUUUGCCUUAUGUUAAGAAAUUGAUGUUAGGUUGGUUUGAGCCCUUGAGACAAGGUAUAGAGAAGGAGCAAAAGGCUGAGAUGACGCGGAAACAUAGGGCGGCUUAUUCGCCGUAUAUUGAUUCAUUGCCUGCUGAUAAAAUGGCUGUGAUUGUUAUGCAUAAGUUGAUGGGGUUGUUGAUGAUGGGUGGUAAAGAGGAGAGGUGUGUUCAGGUAGUUCAAGCUGCAGUGCAGAUUGGCAUGGCUGUUGAGAAUGAAGUCAGGAUUCAUAAUUUCUUGGAGAAAACAAAGAAGCACCAAAAACAUAUGACCGGAACUCAAAGUCAAGAAGAUAUGAGUAGGGAGACAAUGAUUCUCAGGAAACGUGUCAAAAGCUUGAUUAAAAGGAACAGAAUAGUUGAGGUGAGAAGGCUGAUAAAAAGUGAAGAACCCGAGGCUUGGGGUCGAGACAUACAUGCUAAGUUAGGAUGCCGUCUUUUAGAAUUAUUAACUGAAACAGCUUAUGUGCAACCUCCAGUGGAUCAGUCUGCUGAUACACCUCCUGAUAUUAGACCUGCAUUCAGGCAUGUAUUCAGAAUUGCUACGAGAGAUCCAAGGAAGAACAUUGUCAAGAAGUAUGGUGUCAUAGAAUGUGAUCCCUUGGUUAUUGUGGGAGUUGACAGAACAGUUAAACAGAUGAUGAUUCCUUAUGUGCCUAUGUUGGUGCCACCCAAAAAAUGGAGAGGAUAUGACAAAGGCGGAUACUUGUUCUUGCCUUCGUAUUUGAUGCGCACUCAUGGAUCUAGGAGGCAACAAGAUGCUGUUAGAAGUGUCUCUGGGAAACAAAUGCAACAAGUUUAUGAGGCCUUGGAUACCUUAGGAAGCACUAAAUGGAGAGUGAAUAAAAGGAUACUUAGUGUGGUUGAGAGUAUUUGGUCUGGAGGAGGAAAUAUUGCUGGCCUAGUGGAUCGCAACGAUGUUCCUAUACCAGAUUUGCACUCCGAUGAUAUAAUGGAAGUGAAAAGGUGGAAAUGGAGGGUGAGAAAAGCGAAAAAGAUCAACCAAGAGUUGCAUUCUCAAAGAUGUGACACAGAGCUCAAGCUUUCAGUUGCUCGGAAGUUGAAAGAUGAGGAAGGUUUUUAUUAUCCUCACAAUCUUGAUUUUCGAGGACGUGCAUACCCUAUGCAUCCUCAUUUGAAUCACUUGAGCUCUGAUCUUUGUCGAGGAAUCCUUGAAUUUUCUGAAGGACGGCCACUAGGAAAGUCAGGAUUGCGCUGGCUGAAAAUACAUUUAGCAAAUCUUUAUGCAGGGGGCAUAGAGAAGCGCUGCUAUGAUGCACGCAUUGCAUUCAUAGAAAACCACCUUGAUGACAUAUUAGAUUCAGCACACAAUCCUCUAAAUGGAAAUAAAUGGUGGUUAAAUGCCGAGGAUCCUUUCCAGUGCUUAGCAGCUUGCAUUAACCUAUCAGAAGCUUUGAAAAGCUCGUCGCCACAUACUGUCAUCUCCCAUCUGCCUAUUCAUCAGGACGGUUCAUGCAAUGGCCUACAACACUAUGCAGCUCUUGGAAGAGAUAGCAUGGAGGCAGCGGCAGUCAACCUAGUUGCUGGGGAGAAACCAGCUGAUGUUUAUACCGAAAUUGCUAUGAGGGUUGAUCAUAUUAUCAGAGAAGAUAGUACCAAGGACCCUGCUGCUGAUCCAAAUGCUUUACUAGCCAAGCUCUUAAUUGACCAGGUUGACAGGAAAUUGGUGAAGCAGACAGUAAUGACCUCAGUCUAUGGUGUUACUUAUGUCGGGGCACGUGAACAAAUCAAAAGAAGAUUGGAGGAGAAGGGUCUUAUCGAUGAUGAUAGGCUGCGAUUUACUGCAUCUUGCUAUGCUGCUAAAGUGACAUUAGCUGCUCUAGGGGAGUUAUUUGAAGCUGCACGUGGAACAAUGACUUGGCUUGGCGACUGUGCUAAGGUGAUUGCUUCAGAAAAUCAGCCAGUGCGAUGGACAACACCACUGGGGCUCCCUGUUGUGCAGCCUUACUUUAAAACUCAGCGGCAUGUUAUAAGAACUUCGCUUCAAGUUUUGGCUUUGCAGCGUGAGGGUGAUGUAGUUGAGGUCCGGAAGCAGAGAACUGCUUUUCCUCCAAAUUUUGUGCACUCACUGGAUGGUUCACAUAUGAUGAUGACCGCUGUUGCUUGCAGGGAUGCUGGACUACAUUUUGCAGGGGUACAUGACUCCUUUUGGACUCAUGCUUGCGAUGUCGACCAGAUGAACAGGAUACUCAGGGAAAAGUUUGUGGAGCUAUACAGUAUGCCUAUUCUUGAAGAUUUGCUUCAAAGCUUCCAGGAAUCAUAUCCAGCAUUGACAUUCCCCCCUCUACCAAAAAGAGGUGAUUUUGAUUUACGGGAAGUUCUCGAGUCUCCCUACUUCUUUAACUGAGAACCAGUAGCAUUGAAACAACGAAACUCUUCAUCAAAAUCCUGCAGGAAAAUCGGUGAGACAUGUAUUCCGAUGAAACAUCAGAGCUUUAUUUCGUUCUUGCGCUGACCCUUCUCAAGGAGAGUCCAUAUAUUCUAUGCACUAGGCGCCUAAAACAGUCCGGCAGCUUUGGAAACAGCCUCUCUAUCUCUGCAGUAGGGGUAACAACACUCUACCCUCCCCAGACCCCACUUUGUGCAAUUACACUGACAUGAUACCACACGCCAUGCGCCAUAUUACUGGACGAAGUGGCAUCCAUCUGUCUGCUUUGGAGCUGAAGAUGCACUGCUGUGUAUGCUUGUUCAGUUACUGGUUCAGUUUCUUUAGGUGCUGUACAGAAAUUUUUGGAGGAAAUUGUAACUUCUCUAGUUUAGGAUUCUUUGACAUGUAUAGGUAUAUAAACUUGUGAACUGUUGUAUCUAAUACAGGAAAAAGAUAUAAUUGUGCCUUUACAAGACAAAAUAAACAGCAUUCUCAAGUAC